CGUUUGGUGUGCUUAGGAGUACCUUGAAGAAAUUGGACCAACUAACAAGCCACGCCGUGUUAUAGUCUCCAGCCUCCGGGUUUUUGCGUCCUAACGAGCCGUUAUCCUGUGGACACCCGCAUCCCACUCGACCCCGCCAUUAGGAUCCGUCCAUCAAUGACACUGAGACCUGAAGCAAAGGAAAUACGAAUUACUAGAACUCCAACGGCUCAUCUCCAACCCUCAGGUAAAACGCAGUUCGAGGCCAUCCCAUAUCAACAUCAGUGAACCUCUAGCUCCCGACGGGGUUUCUUGCUUGAGCUGUUUGAAAUAUGCAAUGUUAGCUGUCCCGAAAUAACCUCUCUCCAUUGACGUCGUCGUCAUGCAUGAGGCCCAGCUCUUAGAGUGCAGGGGAUAUCGGCUUCCUGUUUGCAGUCUUUACAACAACGCCACGUGGAGCCUAUGUGUGAGGCCCAUUGAUUACGAUGGCUGCUGCUAAGUGUGAUGGCGAGCUUGUCUUGAAAAGAUGAGGACCCCCGAGUGUGCCGACUAUCUCCAUACCAGAGCACUCGCCAUUUCCAGGGCAACGCUUCACCAUGCCGUCAAGCUGCUCUAGCUUAUCAUCAUUUGCAUCAACCCUUGACAGCUUUGAUUAUCACAAACCUGCUGUCAGCACUUCUCAUCCUAGGCGUGGUUGCGGGUCCGUCUGGAUUUUGGAACAGGAUUCUUUAAAAGACAUGCCAGCCAAUAUCCAGGUCAUGCAGGCCACUGGGUGUACGAACGCCGAAGCGGUCAGGUUACUGGAGAAAACAAAUGGCAACAUCCACAAGGCCGUUGCCUGUCUGCCCGGUAAAGACGAAUGGGAUUUCAACCUUCCUCGAGUAAAGGUACCCGAAAAAUCCAGCAGCGCCAUGGACUAUGAGGAUGGCUUCUCCGCCCGCUAUCGCACGAAUUUGCGGUGUUAUGAAUUUACCUCUACGGAAAGUAACGGGCACGAUACCGACGACCUUAGCCUAGAUAAGCUGGUUGCCGAUGUUCAACGUGGCGUAUCCUGUACGGUGAUUCGCAGUCAACUUACACGCUUUCGGGAGCGAAUGGGGCCUGACAAGACUUGCCAACUGUUGAACGGUCUGGUUAAAGGAUUUCCUGGAUUGUUCUACGUUGUCCAGAGUCGGAAUGUUGAGAUGGUAAGAAUGUGGGCAGAGUACGGAGGCGACGUCAACACUACAUACGGAAAAAGUAAGUUUCCCCUCAUUGCCUACGCUAUCAUCCUCGGAACGUCGUAUGAAACGGACACGACGGCGCUUCUCAAAGCACUUUUAAGUGCUGGCGCAUCUGUGGCUUGCAUUCCCGAAGCCUUCCACACGCCUCUCUCGCGAGACCUUAUGGAUGAUGGUCCUCCGAUUGAAGAGUCUGGUGAGAUAGCUGGUGAACAUCAGAAAUGGUGUAGCCCCUAUGUGCGGAAGCGACUGACGGAUACUCUGAACUUCCGCUUUGAGCAACGAUACUUUCUUCAUCGCGCCGCUUUUCUGGGGCGUUUAUCAGGUGCAAAAAACCAGGUAGCCAAGUUUCACAAAGCUGGGAAUCUACUGGGCAUCUACUACAACCUCAUAGGUCAAACAGCCGCAAUUACCCAUGUUAUCGAUCACUUAAUAAGUGACUUUGCGCUUCAAAAGCAGAAGCAGGAGCAGAAGGAGGAGCAGAAAUCGAAACCGGUGGUCCUUCUAUUUGCCGGGCCGAGCGGACACGGCAAAACCGAGUUUGCUCGCAGUCUUGGAAAACUUAGCUCUAGAGACUUGGAAACGGUCGAUUGCACCAGUAUGCGAUAUAAGACAGAUCUCUGGGGUCCUUUUCACCCAUUCCAAGGGUGGGAAAACGGCUCUGCCCUCAGCAACUUUCUGGAGAACCACACCUCCCAGGAGUGCAUUGUCUUUCUGGACGAGUUCGAAAAGACAAAAGAAGAAGUACGAGAGUCGCUCCUCAAACCCUUCGAUGAAGGCACCGUUCCCAGCCGUAAAAACCCUCAAGUCAAAUUUGACUGUUCGAAGACCACCUGGAUCCUCGCAACAAACGUGUUUGACAACAUAAUUCAUGACUUCUGCAAGAGGCACGCAAAGGACCUGUUUUCGGACAAGCCAGGAGAAAAUGAAAAGAAGCUUAUCAGAAAACUCUCGAAGAUGAUACAGAAAGAGAGCAUACAGAAACUUGGAGCACCACUUUCUGGACGAAUUGCCGAAUUUGUCCCGUUUCUGACCUUCUCACAUUGCGAGCAAGCUGCAAUGGCGGACAGACUUCUCGCGGAAUUCGGUCGUGAGAUAAUUCAACCAGUCAAGGAGAGCACCGUACCAAGCCAGGCUCGGUUGGUGGGGGACAUUAACGUCCAAGUUCGACGCAGCUACUCGGUUUGCAGAGUGUUGGCGACGGACGGCUACAUCCCGGAGCUGGGGGCACGGAGCAUUGCCAAUACGGUUACCCGGGACAUCAGCCUUGCCGUGGUGAACGAUUAUCUUGAUAAGAGAGAGCGGGUUCACGAGAACCAGGGGAGAUGUACAUAUGUCGUUGGCGUAAACGAGGAUGAUAUGAUUGAUGUGUCGGAGGCGCCGUCGAACUGAAGGACAUACGGUAUUAUGGAAGAGGUUGUUUAGCUACUUAUUGGGAGAGACUAGAAUGGAAGGAAAGGGGAAGGAGCAAUGGGGGACAC
Messenger RNA from Neurospora crassa OR74A, 2680 nucleotides. RefSeq lists its product as hypothetical. Gene Ontology annotation, biological process: cellular response to heat. Gene Ontology annotation, molecular function: ATP hydrolysis activity; ATP binding. The coding region runs from base 576 to 2591 and encodes 671 amino acids. Gene Ontology annotation, cellular component: cytoplasm. The transcript is spliced from 7 exons. Lineage: Eukaryota; Fungi; Ascomycota; Sordariomycetes; Sordariales; Sordariaceae. The record is from RefSeq and is a predicted model, not a curated record.